Dipodomys spectabilis (banner-tailed kangaroo rat) is the source of this 2998-nucleotide messenger RNA. It is a transcript of the gene Ect2l, whose product is annotated as epithelial cell transforming 2 like. NCBI's taxonomy places the organism in Eukaryota, Metazoa, Chordata, Mammalia, Rodentia, Heteromyidae. The coding region runs from base 1 to 2898 and encodes 965 amino acids. The transcript is spliced from 21 exons. Gene Ontology annotation, molecular function: protein binding; guanyl-nucleotide exchange factor activity. The record is from RefSeq and is a predicted model, not a curated record.
AUGGAGAGCUUCCACACUAGGUUCAGUGCUUGGACACCUUUUAGCAACAAGUCUUUAAAUAGACAACUUUUCCAGGAAAGAGUUGCUCUGAUAAGUCACUGGUUUGACCUGUGGACCAACAAACAACGUCAGGAAUUCUUGUUCACGAUGCUUUUACGAUGCACUAAAUCACAAUUACGGUUUGUGCAAGACUGGUUUGCAGAAAGGAAGCAAGUGGCGAGAGUGGACUUCUGUGCCGUGCUCCCGCGCCGCCUCGCUCUGUACAUCUUUUCCUUUCUGAACCCGAAAGACUUGUGUGCAGCUGCUCAAGUCAGCUGGCCCUGGAAGUUUCUAACGGAACAGGAUUGCUUGUGGAUGCCCAAAUGUGUUAGAUUCGGAUGGUUUCUGCCCUAUACUCCAACAGAUAAUGAGUAUGGUGCUUGGAAGCGCCAUUAUAUUGCUUGUGUAUCCAAUCUGGACUGGCUAACCCCCAGGGAAGCCACUGCUGUGUAUGGGACACUAAAUGAACCCAAAACAGAGGAUGAGGAGCUUCAGGAGAGGCAAAGAGAAAAGUACCUAAGGAAAAUUAUCUGGGAGAAAAUUGCACUACAUAAGAAGCAGUUAUUCAAAGCUCGUCCCCCUUGGGGGAGUGGGGCGUGCUGCUCCAGGCUGGUGAGCUUCAGCCACCAGCCACAGCCCUCCCAGGUCAGGCAGGAGCGAGAGGGACUUGGUGAAGCUCUGGAGAAACAGCUCGUUGUGGCAUCCUUAGACGCUUUGCCCACGCGAAGCAAUGUUUCUGGAAGCCAUUCUUAUCCUCUAUUAUCAAAGAAAACACUGCAUGGAGCUUAUGAAAAUGAGGAUAACUCUUCACAUACUUCUCAGCUGCAUGUCAUACUAAUAUCAUCUCAGAUUCCUGCAUAUGAGAUGGUGGUGGACAGUACUAAGGCAGGGGUCGUUGCUGUGGUGUAUGAACACAGCGGCAUGACCUUGGAGAGCCUGCUUUGUCUUGUAGACAGAGCUCUGCACGGCCAGAAGGCACUCAGUGUUGGAAUAUUUAGUGAUGGAGACAGCAGAGGAAUCAACUUACUCAAAGGUUAUAAAAUUGCUAUUAAAAAUUUACUGAAGCCUGAAGUGAGAGACUUCUGGGAGAAAUUAGGGAGCUAUGUGGCCACUGAGGAAGAAGGAGGACACGUGGACAUCUUUGUGCCACUUGGCGCAUCUGAGGAAGGCAUAGGAGUUCUUUCUCAGCUGUCGCAACUAACUGGCACAUUCUUUACUGCUCCCACUGGGAUUGCGACUGGUUCUUACCAACACAUUUUCAGUGACUGGCUGGGACUGGAGUGGCUACAACUUCCUCCUACCAUCUACUUCAAUGAAUCCAAGCUUCACACAUGGUCCAACCUCUCAGACUCCCUGGAAGACACCUUGAAAUCAGUGAGGAAAGAGUUAAAUCCUCUCUUCAAGGACCUGCAGAAGAGUAUCAGCGGCAGGAUGGUAGGGCAAUUUCUGUUUGACACUAUGAAUUUGGCCCAUAUUUUGAAUAUCCAAGAAACUGCACAAGCUCUGGCAGACGGAUUGGUGGAGCUGUCAAAGGAGGAUUCUGACAAACCUUUGGAAUUUUUAUCACAUUUUCUGCUGAAGAAAUGUAGUAAGAAGAGCAGCAACUCUGAAGGAAAUGUUACUCUGAUGGAAUGUGACCCUGAAGAGACCUUCGGCUCAUUGGUGAAGGAAAAAACCAUCACAGAAGACAGUUCUGAGGAUCCCGGAUCAAGUCUCAGCAAAAGCAGUCUAAAUGUCAAAGUGCUGGCUAAACUGGAGAGGAAGCUUCAGAGGGCUUCGGUGGACAUGCGAGCUAGAGUUGUCCUGGAACUCUUGCAGAGUGAGAGGCGGUACGUGCAAACGCUGGAAAUCGUGAGAGAUGUUUACGUGAGGCCACUGAGAGCAUCGCUGGGCUCCAACAGAGCCAUCCUGAGUGCUGCGAAUGUCCAGAUCAUUUUCGCCGACAUCCUGCAGAUUUUAAGUCUCCACAGGCAGUUUCUAGAUAACCUGAGAGACAGACUCCAGGACUGGGGCCCAGCUCACUGUGUGGGGGACAUCUUCACCAGGCUUGGGAGCCAGUGGACCCCAUACACCAAUUUCUUCAACAACUACUCUGUUGUCCUCCAGACCAUUGAGAAGUGCAGAGACAUGCUCCCAGCCUUCCGAGCGUUCCUGAAGAGACGAGAGAAGAGCAUCGUUACCAAAAUGCUGAGCCUGCCAGAGCUGCUUCUGUGCCCAUCCCGGAGAUUGGAGGAAUAUACUAGUCUUCUCUACGCUCUUCGGCUCCAUACGCCAGCUGGACACGUUGACCGGGAGGACCUGACCACUGCAAUUAACCAAAUCAAAAACUAUCAAGGUUUCAUAGAUCAGAUGAAAGAAAACAUUAAAAGAAAAGAACAGCUGUCAGAUAUACAGAAAAUUGUCUGGGGAUGCCCGGUUUUGUCAGAAGUAAACAGAUAUCUGAUUAGAGUCCAAGACGUAGCCCAGAUCCACUGCUGUGAUGAGGGAGUCAGUUUCUCUUUAAGGCUAUAUGAACAAAUCCACGAUCUCAGCCUCUUUCUCUUCAAUGAUCUGCUGCUUGUUUCAAGUCGGGCCACAUCUCAUAUACCAUUUGAGAGGACUCCAAAAACCACCUACCACUUCAUUGCGGCAGUCACGCUUCAUAGUUUAUUUGUGGAAGAUAUUCCAGACUCCAAGUAUGUCAAGAAUGCAUUUGUUCUUCAAGGUCCAAAACAUGAAUGGAUUUGUGCUACUGAGGCAGAAGUUGAGAAGUUCCUGUGGCUCUCAGCACUCCAGAACACCAUCAGGAGGAGCAUGAAGAACAGAUCAAGGCGCCAGCCCUCCUGGCAAGACAGGAAGAAGGAUGCUCACACGUGUUAGGCAUGAUGAGAGGAGGAACCCAGAUGACUAGGAGGUUCCUUCCGACGGUAAACUUUAUCCCCUGUGACAGUCCCAUGGAACGGUUACAACAGCAAGCUGU